UUGUGUCAAGUCGAGGCAGACGGAUGUGAUCGAGGCAAAAAAAAAAAGAAUCACCUGUAUUGUGGCAUUCAUGGUGACACAUCCAUGGGCUCAGAGCGGCAGGAGAUGCGAAAGAGACAGAUGCAGGUUCAUCAGGAAGCAGCUGCCAGUGUCCUCCACACGCGUCACAGAAUGGGAAACACCCCCACCAACGCCUCAAAUGCCUGCUGUUUCUGCUGGUGCUGCUGCUGUAGCUGCUCCUGUUUGACUGUUAGAAGUGAAGAUGAGACAAUUCAGAGAUUUGAACACAGGACAGAGGGAAUAACUAACUUUGAAGAAAGCCCAAAGGCUACUCUGGAUGACGCCAACUCCUGGACGAUGUCAUUUGAAAGGCUGAUGAAAAGUGCGGCCGGUCGCGCUGCCUUUAGGCAGUUCCUGCGGACGGAGUUCAGCGAGGAAAACAUCAUGUUCUGGCUCGCUUGCGAGGAACUGAAGAAGGAGACCAACAAGACUGUGGUGGAGGAGAAAGUCCGACAAAUAUACGAGGACUUCGUCUCGAUCCUUUCCCCCAAAGAGGUCAGCUUGGAUUCGCGCGUUCGAGAAGUGAUCAACCGCAACAUGCUGGAGCCGACCUCGCACACGUUUGAGGACGCCCAGCAGCAGAUCUACACGCUGAUGCAGAGAGACUCGUACCCUCGCUUCAUAAACUCUGUGACGUACACGGACCUGCUGAAGAGCCUGGAGGAGCCUCCCCCCGAGCCAUAGACUCUCCACUGCCACACACUUAGCUUUUCAAAAACCGGCGCAUGCGUCCCCUCCCCAAGGAGUUGUUGUGUUCCUGUUAGGAGUCCUGCUAUUUAGAGAAAGACGGACAGGAAAAUGAACACUUCUUAAAACCAGUCUUUAUCCAGCUGUAAGUGCUGUUUAUUUACCCAUGAUUAGCUUACCAAAACCCUUGGAGCAAACAAGAACAAACGCUCAGUGCAGCAUCAGUUACUUGUUUGAGAACAUAUCUAUAUUUUUAUAUAUUCCCUAGCGCUUGACAUUGCACUUUUCUACCUUACUUAAAAAAAGGGAACGCAUGUAUCUGUGGACACUGCAUUUGUAUUUAGGUAUAUUGUGAGCCUUAAUGCAUAUCCAGUUCUUGUAGAAACUAGUAGUUAUUUAUCAGUAAGUGAAGAAGAAGAAGGAAAGUGCCUUGGAAUAAGAUCCUCUACACUAGCACCUUCAGUCUAACACGAGUGGUGCGACAAUGACUUCACAUGUUGGUGCUUUCAGCUCUUCUCAAAGAUAAAAACAUUUUUACAUCUCAGUGAGCUGAUACCUGGGGAAUAGAUCGUUUAUGUGUUUCAAUACUGUGAUACAUUAGUCCUAAUAUAUUUAAUUUAAACAGAACAGGGAUAAACAAACUGAAUACACGACCAAGACCACUGAUAUAUUUGUGUAUUUAAAAAGGAAUUUGUGUGAAAUAGCUCUUUGAAUUCUCACAAAUAAAGCACAAUCGUAUGUUG
Molecule: messenger RNA, 1490 nt
Organism: Solea solea (common sole)
Lineage: Eukaryota; Metazoa; Chordata; Actinopteri; Pleuronectiformes; Soleidae
Product: regulator of G-protein signaling 20
Exons: 5
Coding region: 85-744 (219 amino acids)
Source: RefSeq, a predicted model, not a curated record